CUGCUGUGUCUGUGUCACCGCACAUUACAUCACACCCCAGGGAUGAUGGGCACUUGCAGUGGGUGAAUGCCUGUGCGUCCGUCCGUCAGGGGGAGAGUUCGAUGACUUCGACCACCGAGGGCCGUGGGUUGCGUCGGUUGAAGUUGGGCCUCUGCGGGGGGCAGGGGGAUGUCCACACCGUGCUCAGGCGGCCGGUGAUAAACCCACGCCCGUUGAACCGCAUACGGUUCAGGUCCAACAACGCCCUCUGCACACCGACAGAAAGACAGAGAGAUGUGCGGUGCAUUCCUCUCUCUCUCAGUGGGUAUGUGUGUGAGGGUUUCUGUCCUUCCAUUGCUUACCGCCACUUUGGCCAUGAGUUCUGGGUCCUUGCGGCAGCGGGUGAACGUCGCCUUGUCGCUCACAUCCGUCUGUACAGUGCAAAUCAACACAUACACCUCAGUGUCCGUUUCGUGUGUGUGUGUAUGUGUCUGUCGUGACAUUGGCUUGGCUUACGUCCGCGCACUCCGAACACAGCCGCGCCUUGUGGCGGGCUGCACACAGAACAGAAAACACACACAUACACACACACAGGCGGAUCAUCAUGCUCACACACAGAGAGAGGUGUGUGUGCAUUCAUUGCCUCCCCUCCACACUUACGCAGCUCAUAGAUGGCGGGGCAACCGCACUCCACACACGCAGUGUUGAUGUACUGCUCCUUCUUGGUGCCGGUGUUGAAGCGGCCCUCCAACGGCAUCCCGUAGGUCACCCUGAUAUGAUUGAUGCACACAAACACGCACACGCAUACACAUGAAAUGUGUAGGUGUGCACUUGCCCUUCUCGUGUGGUUUCCCCCCGUCCAUGGUUACCGUGUGCGGGCGAUGUUGGCCUUGUUUUCCUCAACCCUCUCCCCCCACACAUGAUCACUGCCCGCAUGCAACGCCUCGCGCCAAACGCGGCACACCAUCUCGGCCCGUCCGAUGUCAGCCCCCGUCGGCAGGAAUUUCAUCACCUCCCCCAUGGUUUCGAUGUUCAGCUGCGGGGCGGUAGGGGCAGCCUGGCGGCUGGCGCCAUCACGGCGGAUGGCACCACGCUUCGCCUUCACACGCCGCAUCACGGCAGCCGAGCACUUGGAAGGCGAGCGAUACCGAAUUGGUUUCGUUUCUUAUCUGGUCACUGAAGGGUCUCCAACGCCCUCGAGUCCGCCAGCACGUCGCUUGGCGGGAAACUCCCUCUUCUUAAGGUCACCACGCAAUUUUUC
Messenger RNA from Vitrella brassicaformis, 1240 nucleotides. The record is from the annotation of a GenBank genome assembly. Lineage: Eukaryota; Vitrellaceae.